UAAUCCACGAGGGCCUGCCAGCUCAUUCCUCAGGACAAACGCUUGACUAUAUCUGCUAUCAGCACAUAAAAGGUUCCAUUGUCUCAGCAGCCUGUUGUUCUGGUCACAAGUAAGGACAGCACAGAGGGGUCACCAUGUCAGGAUUGGCACGUCCAAAAGGAAACCCAAAGGGGUUUGACAAGCCCAAGUGCAAGAUUUCUGCAUCUCGGAAACUCUCUCUCAAGAUGCUGCUCCUCAACAGAGCCAUAGAAGAGUUGGAGAAAGAGAAGCAAGAUAAGGAUGAAGAAAAAUCACGCUACCUGACAGAAAAAAUGGUUCCUCUUCAACUCUCAGGGCUCUCAUAUGCAGAGUUACAAAAUUUGUGCAAACAACUCUAUGAAAAGGUUGACAUUGUGGAUGAAGAGCGUUAUGACUAUGAAGCUAAAGUGAUGAAGCACAAUAACGACAUUCGUGAACUGAAGCUAAAAGUUCAAGACCUGGGAGGGAAGUUUAAAAAACCAGCUCUGAGGAAAGUACGUGUUUCUGCUGAUGAGAUGAUGCGAGCUCUGCUGGGCUCCAAACACAAGGGUUCCAUGGACCUGCGAGCCAACCUCAAAUCUGUCAAGAAGGAGGAUAUCAAACAAGAAAAGGUUCUGACUUCAGAGGUAGGUGACUGGCGUAAGAAUGUGGAAGCCAUGUCUGGUAUGGAAGGAAGGAAGAAAAUGUUUGAUGCUGCUGGUGGAACCCAAUAAACUUCAUCUGGAUGUAACCAUCUGGAGUCCUGUGAAAAGCAGACUCAAAAUGGAACAAAAGCAAACAGUAACAAAACAAAGAAUGUUGCAGGAUUUUUUUAAUGUGGCCUAAUUAACAAAUUAAGAAAUUUAAUUGGCUUGAAGGUGAUUUCACUUCAUGUCUUUAAUUGCAUUUUUAUUUAAAAAUAAUAUGAAAUGUCCUGUUCAGAGUCAUUAGGGCUAUACAAUCAACCUUAUAUUUGAGUGUAAUUUUAUAUCUUUAUCUGUUAAACUAGUCCAGGGAUAACUUCCUUGCAUUUAAAUCCAUCCUUAGUGUAUUAUGACGAAAAUACAUGAUAUAAUAUGUAUAGAUGUAACAGAGGUAAAGACAUGAAAAAUAUGUGUAUGUGCAGUGUGAAAGUCUUAAUUAAAGAUAUGAAACCUCUAUAGCAUUAAACAUUUAUCUAGCAGACAGUGUUUUCUUUUUCUACUAUAUAUCUGAGACUUUUUUGGGUUUUUUGACCCAAUUACACUAUUAGAUAUUUUAUCCAAUUCUAUCUAUGUUCACAUUCAUGGAGAUAGUGAUGCAUUUGGUAGUUUAGUUUAUGUCCCAGAACAUCAGCUAAAAAACUGCAAAAUGCCACACAUUCAGACAAAGUUAAUAGCUUAAUAGACAUUUAUCAAUCAAAUUCAUAUCUGUCUUAUAAAGUUUUUAUGCAGUUUACAAAGAUAUAAAUAAACUAUUUCUGUCAGUUCUUUCUGUUAUACUUCAAUUUGGCAUCUGACAAUGAAGGGUAAACAACAAGAUAGUACGUUGUCUUAAUUUAAAUCAUAGUAAAUUAAAAUAAGAUUGUAGGUUGUCUGAGUGCCCAAGAUGGAGCAUAUAUUGCAAUGCACGUUCAUAGAAUCUGCCUGUUGAGGAUAAAAAAGUGUACCUUGCAAUCUACAGCUUCAUGUAGUCCUUGUAAAACAGAUGUCAAAUCUUUUUUUAACGAUGAUUUAUAAAUUACAAAAAAAAAAAAAAAUUACUGUGAUAAUUUAUCAGUGGUUUAGAUGAACCAAAAGCUAUGAUGUGCUACUCACCACUGUGGUGACUUGUUAAAGAAUACUGUUGUUAUUUAUACCAAUUUCUAUACAAAUCUACACAAUAACCACGACCAUACUCUAGUAUCAAUUGAUAGUAAUGCUAUUUUAUUUUUUUUAUGGAUUUGAAAUCUACAGUCCUAUAAAUGUACUUUUAAAUUGACAUUUACAUAAAGGUUUCAGAAAUGUAUGAUGUCUAUAACAAAGCACAUUUUGUGACAAUAAAUACAUAAAGCAAGUUACAGGUCAAGUUUUGCAGGUAAGUUUUUUUACGACCCACACUCUUUAUAUUGACUUAAAAGUUAGUAAUGAUUGUGGUGGGUGUGAAGGGCUUAGGAAAGAGGAAACUGGCUUGGAAUUCUGGCUUGACUCUCUUUCUCUUUUUAAUCCCUGUUCUGUUUUUAUUCCUUAUGGAGCUCACUGCAACAGUGAACAUUAAUAAUUAUCAUUAAUAUCAUUUAACACAGGUGUGACCGUUUACACCCCUCAGCUCUGCCCUCUAUUCACAAAGUGACAUUCCUCUACACCCCCGCUUCAACAAUAAGCCUUUGAAAUGUCAUAACUAUUAACAGCAGCUUAUGCAGUUUAGGUUCCUGGUAUUUAUAGGUGUACAAGAUGGAGGUCAUGUGCAGUGAAUACAAUAGCGGUCUGUUUUUGAUCAAAUUAAACAGGUCAUCAUUAUUAUAUUAGUUAACUAAUGCUUGCUAGUUUGGUACAGACUAGUUGCUAUACUGAAAGUGAUUAUAGAGGAAACAAAUCCAAGAAAAAAAAGCAAAUCAGAAAACAAAACAACAAAUUUGAAAACAAAACAACAAAUUAGAAAAC
Molecule: messenger RNA, 2618 nt
Organism: Tachysurus fulvidraco (yellow catfish)
Lineage: Eukaryota; Metazoa; Chordata; Actinopteri; Siluriformes; Bagridae
Gene: tnni1d
Product: troponin I, skeletal, slow d
Exons: 9
Coding region: 135-731 (198 amino acids)
Biological process (GO): muscle contraction
Cellular component (GO): troponin complex
Source: RefSeq, a predicted model, not a curated record